AUGUCCCCCAUCAAGGAUACCUACGAUUCCCAAGGUUUUGUUGUUGUUCCAGGGCUUGUUUCUCUUCACGAUUUCUCGAAGCUACAAGAGGCCUCCGAUCUUGUUAUUAAUCGUGCUCGUGAGGGUUCUUGGCCUUAUCGUAGAACGGUUGGAAAGCAAUUUCCUCCAUUUGAUAACGAUAAUCCUGAUUCAUGGGGCGUUCAACAUGUUAUGCAUCCUGACCUACAAGGAUCCGCCAUCGUAUUCUCCAACUGGUAUACUUCUGAUGAUCUAACGAGGGUAUGCGCUGAUCUUUUGCAUUGUGGAGAAGAAGAUUUGCAGUUAGAGCUUUUCAACCUUUUGAUUAACCCUUUGGAACACAGCUUUGCCCUUCGAUGGCAUCGAGAUGAUGUGAAGGAGAAUGCUCUUCCGGAAGAAGAGCAAGCCGCGCUUGAUAAAUGGCAUACAGGGAUACAAUGGAAUACAGCUCUUUACGAAGAUUCGUGUCUAUAUGUCGUACCUGGAUCUCACAAAAUUGCACGAACACCUGAGCAGCGAGUCCAUUCGUGUACUAUAGAUCCACCGAGCGAUCCUCUGGAUAUGCCCGGUGCAGUUUUACUGACUUUGAAACCGGGGGAAACCGUUUUUUACAACAGCAACAUCCUCCAUUGUGCAGCAUACGACCAUACAGUCAAACGAGCUACUCUUCAUGCAUGUACAGCAGACGCGCGUUAUGGGACUGCUCGAGGACGCAAUAUACUCCAGCAUGGGCUGUCGUGGGUGAACGACAAACGAUUUAAAGAUCAGUUGACACCCAGAGGCAAAAGGAUGCUUGGCAGAUUGCUUGAAUUACAGAAAAGCAUGCCUACGAACGAAAUUAGUUACUCACUUGAAGGAUGA
This is a messenger RNA of Lentinula edodes (shiitake mushroom), 879 nucleotides long. RefSeq lists its product as uncharacterized. The coding region runs from base 1 to 879 and encodes 292 amino acids. Lineage: Eukaryota; Fungi; Basidiomycota; Agaricomycetes; Agaricales; Omphalotaceae. The transcript has 6 exons. The record is from RefSeq and is a predicted model, not a curated record.